CACCAGCAGUUCUGUGGUCAGCACCUUGUAUUUAAACUGCUCUGCAGACUGCAAGCCCAAACUCAGACUCAGCUUUCACACAGAAGGAAGUGACACAACAAAGAGCAAUGGUCUGCAGAGUGAUUCUUCUUGCACUGCUCACAGUAUGCAUAGCUUCUGCAGUAGAUGUUUCAGGGCACAGUGGUUCUCGAUGUUUGUGCCGCAAUGCACAGGAAGGUUUUCCUGUCAGACGCAUAAUCAAAGUUGAAAUUAUUCCUCGGAGCAGCUCCUGUGACAAUAUUGAGAUCAUUGCUACCUUGAAAAAUGGGAUUCAAAUGUGUUUGAAUCCAGAGGCUCCAAGAGUACAAAAAGCCCUCGGCCAGUUGAUGGAAAAGAACAACUCCAAACCAACUCCAACUAUCUGAAAGUCUUCACUGAGAUCCCAAUGAAGAUUCAAUGGAAAAGGCACCUCCCCUUGAUUAUUACACAGCUACCUUCAUUAUUUUUUUUAAUAUUUCUAAUAUAUUUAAUUGACGUUAAAAAGAACUGAGUUUAUAUAUAUAUAUAAACACUUUGUUGUGUUUUCUCUGUGUGCACUAUAGGCCUAUAUAUUGUAAGCGAAGCUUGCUUAUUGCCUUCUAAUAAAGUUUUAAAACUGAACAUUGUUAGAGAUUGUGUAUUUUUCUUAAUUUAGACACUGCCCUCUACUGGGUAAAUGGUGAAAAUCAUUAUAAAAUUAA
Polyodon spathula (Mississippi paddlefish) is the source of this 719-nucleotide messenger RNA. RefSeq names its product alveolar macrophage chemotactic factor-like. The transcript has 4 exons. Gene Ontology annotation, biological process: antimicrobial humoral immune response mediated by antimicrobial peptide; cellular response to lipopolysaccharide; inflammatory response. Gene Ontology annotation, molecular function: chemokine activity; CXCR chemokine receptor binding. Gene Ontology annotation, cellular component: extracellular region. The coding region runs from base 108 to 404 and encodes 98 amino acids. Lineage: Eukaryota; Metazoa; Chordata; Actinopteri; Acipenseriformes; Polyodontidae. The record is from RefSeq and is a predicted model, not a curated record.